AUGGGUCGCUCCCCGUCCCCUGCUCUCCUGUUGGUCGUAGUGCUAGCGGUGCUGACGUCACUGUCGGCGUCGUCAGCGCGGAAGCAGCCUUUGGCCAACACUGACGUCAGCCAGCAGGGGAGCUCCGAGGGCGAUGCCACGCCAUACAACCCGUGCGGCCACUUCGAUUCCAACGACCCGAACGAUGCGGGCAACGCACACCAGCCGUGCUACGGACCCGACGGGGAAGUCUGGUACUGCUGCCUUUCCGGGAGCUCCAUGUGCUCCUGCCCGACUGUGGUGAUCGACGCUCCCAAGGAUUAUGGCUGCUACAACUACGUCGCCGACAACACUCUCAACGCCAACACGGGCGCCGAGUGCGGCUACUUCUUCCCCGAGACCACCGCGCACGCCGGCCGGAUCCUCGCGACAAACGAGACCUGCAACGUCUGCCCCCCCGAAGACUUAGCGGGCUUCAAACUGGGCCCCACCUCCCCGUUGCUGCAGCCAAACUUCAUCCUGCGCUGCUACUACGAUGCCCUCCCGUACGUCUGCGAGUAUUUAUUUACCACCGGGGAGUUGACACUGGACCAGAACGACAAUGUUUGCCCGGGGGGCGCAGCACGCGGGCCGUGCCCUAGCUAA
This is a messenger RNA of Klebsormidium nitens, 624 nucleotides long. The record is from the annotation of a GenBank genome assembly. NCBI's taxonomy places the organism in Eukaryota, Viridiplantae, Streptophyta, Klebsormidiophyceae, Klebsormidiales, Klebsormidiaceae.